Hemiscyllium ocellatum (epaulette shark) is the source of this 2349-nucleotide messenger RNA. Its product is annotated as adhesion G protein-coupled receptor B1-like. NCBI's taxonomy places the organism in Eukaryota, Metazoa, Chordata, Chondrichthyes, Orectolobiformes, Hemiscylliidae. Gene Ontology annotation, molecular function: G protein-coupled receptor activity. The transcript has 17 exons. Gene Ontology annotation, cellular component: membrane; postsynaptic density; dendrite. The record is from RefSeq and is a predicted model, not a curated record. Gene Ontology annotation, biological process: adenylate cyclase-activating G protein-coupled receptor signaling pathway; engulfment of apoptotic cell; cell surface receptor signaling pathway. Bases 75 to 2150 code for a protein of 691 amino acids.
CGUCACGUACAAAAUGCCAGUGUGACCGGCUCUCCAGCUUCGCCAUUUUGGCUCAGCUCUCGUCAGAUUCGAACAUGGACAAAGUGAUCCUGCCUUCGGUCACUCUAAUUGUUGGCUGUGGAGUUUCCUCGUUGACUCUCCUACUGCUAAUCAUUAUUUAUGUAUCUGUCUGGAGGUACAUUCGGUCAGAACGGUCGGUAAUUUUAAUAAACUUCUGCCUGUCAAUCAUUUCAUCAAAUGCUCUUAUCCUGAUAGGACAAACUCAGACAAGAAAUAAAGUAAUCUGUACCCUAGUGGCAGCGUUUCUGCAUUUUUUCUUCCUUUCAUCAUUCUGCUGGGUGCUGACAGAGGCCUGGCAGUCAUAUAUGGCUGUCACAGGAAGAUUACGAAAUCGAAUCAUCAGGAAACGGUUUCUUUGUCUGGGAUGGGGUCUUCCAGCCCUAGUUGUGGCAACAUCUGUUGGAUUUACCAAAUCAAAGGGAUAUGGAACAGUGAACUAUUGCUGGCUCAGCUUGGAAGGUGGUCUUCUCUACGCUUUUGUGGGACCUGCGGCUGUUGUUGUUUUGGUGAACAUGGUUAUUGGCAUUCUGGUAUUUAACAAACUUGUAUCCAAAGAUGGAAUAACAGAUAAGAAACUGAAGGAACGGGCAGGGGCAUCUCUUUGGAGCUCUUGUGUUGUCCUGCCACUUUUAGCGCUGACCUGGAUGUCUGCAGUGUUAGCCAUCACCGAUCGAAGAUCAGCCCUCUUUCAGAUCCUCUUUGCUGUCUUUGACUCUUUGGAAGGCUUUGUCAUUGUAAUGGUCCACUGCAUUUUGAGAAGAGAGGUUCAGGAUGCGGUGAAGUGUAGAGUUGUAGACCGGCAAGAGGAGGGAAACGGAGACUCUGGGGGAUCAUUUCAGAAUGGACAUGCGCAAUUAAUGACUGACUUUGAAAAGGAUGUAGAUAUGGCAUGUAGAUCAGUUUAUCAAGGUGAAGGAUGUCAGCGCUGGGGAGUGGAACACUUUUCUACUUUGAGAAAGCAGUGUCAGGAUCAAGCACUCCCAGUUUUAAAUAAAGAUAUUAACGCCGUCAGAACAGGAACUCUGACAGGAACUCUAAAACGCUCAAUGGUCCACGAGGAAGAAAUGAAAAUGAAGUUUAACCAUCAAAAGUUGUCCGGUUUCUCAAGUCUUCCAGCGAAUGUGUCGAAGAUGCAUCUGCAGGGAUCGCUGAACUAUCCAGGUUCAUUAAACAUGAACGAAUUCAGUGACCACACCUUGAAAAUAAAUAAGAGCGAGCAGCCGAAAUCCGUAUAUAUAUGCGACGGUGACAUUUUCAAGCAGUUAGACUCGGAACUAGCACGAGCACAAGAACAAGUCAUAGAUGCUAACUAUGUCAUCUUGCCCACCAACACCUCGACCCUGAGGCCCAAACCAAAAGACGAAAGCAAAUAUAAUAUUAACAUUAGUCAAUUGCCCCAGACUAGACUCAUUCAUCUCAAUGCAGACAGUGGGUUUUGUGCAAAAAACUCACCAAUGGAUCACGUUAACAUUGCUUGCAAUGAAAGGGCUUCUCCUGGCCACCAGAUACAGAAUUCUGCAAAUGAAACACAACUCCCCAAUAACCUUUGUGAUACAGGUGAUUCAGGGAACUCAGGGAUGGUAUCCAAAAGUGAGACAGUUUCUACAUUAUCCACAAGCUCAUUGGAGAGCCCUAAGUCCCAGAAUAAUCCUAGUCGCGCCUCCCUGAACUCUCUCCAAUGUGUCAGUGUACCGUUGAAGAGAAGAAAAUCUCGAUAUGCUGAGUUAGAUUUUGAGAAAAUAAUGCACACACGAAAACGGCAUCAAGACAUGUUUCAGGACCUCAACAGGAAACUUCAGCACGCUGAGAAAGAUAGAGAGUCUCCCACAAUAGACAGCAAAGCAGUGAAACGAUGGAGUGUUUCAUCAGCAGGAAGUGAUAAAACCAAUCUCAGUCAAGAGAAGCAGACUCCAAUCAAGCGGCCUUGGGAAGGAAUCCGAAAGGUACAAUCUCCACCCGCAUGGAUUAAAAAGGAACUGGAUCCCACCCAUCAGUCUCCCUUAGAAAUGAGAACGGUGGAAUGGGAAAAAACAGGAGCCACAAUACCACUUGGUGGACAGGACAUCAUUGAUCUUCAGACUGAAGUCUGACCUGAGGAGUGACUUUUUUUUUAAACUUUAAAACAGAUUGGUUUCUUUUGAAACCUUAUUACAGUACAGAAAUCUUGUUCUCAGAGAGAUAUUGUUUUAAACCUUGUGAUGCAGUCAGCGUCGUGUUGUCUCACUACGGUGAGAAAACACGUUAGCGAACACAGUAACCGUAGUCCAGAAACUCUUAUCAAAGACAGUA